Molecule: messenger RNA, 1090 nt
Organism: Salarias fasciatus (jewelled blenny)
Lineage: Eukaryota; Metazoa; Chordata; Actinopteri; Blenniiformes; Blenniidae
Gene: cnih4
Product: cornichon family member 4
Exons: 5
Coding region: 37-456 (139 amino acids)
Biological process (GO): vesicle-mediated transport
Source: RefSeq, a predicted model, not a curated record
AGGAAGUGAGAGCAAAUCACGGAGAGAAGAAGGAAGAUGGAGGCGGCAGUCUUCAUCCUGUCUCUGGUGGACUGCUGCGCGCUCAUUUUCCUCUCGGUUUACUUCAUCAUCACCUUGUCUGACCUUGAAUGUGACUACAUCAACGCCCGAGCAUGCUGCUCCAAGCUCAACAAAUGGGUGAUCCCAGAGAUGGUGGGUCAGUGUCUCUCCACCAUGCUGAUGCUGGUGUCCAUGCACUGGUUCAUCUUCCUGCUCAACCUGCCGGUGGCGGUCUGGAACAUGUAUAGGUACGCCAAGGUUCCCAUGGGGAACAUGGGGGUCUACGACCCCACCGAGAUCCACAACCGGGGCCAGCUGAAGUCCCACAUGAAGGAGGCCAUGAUCAAGCUGGGCUACCACCUGCUGUGCUUCUUCAUUUACCUCUACAGCAUGAUUCUGGCUCUGAUCAACGACUGAGGCCUCCAGCCGCCAGGCCCCCUCACCGCCCCCACCCCGCCCCCCACAUGCUGUCACUGCUCCGGACUCUGGUUAAUAUUUAACCAUCAGCCUCACCUGAGGACCCCCCCCCCCCCCCCCCCCCCCCCAUCACACAGAUCAGCUGAGCUCCUUAAGGCAUGACUUAAAUGUGAUUUUUCUUUUUUUAAGAUGAGGUGAAUUCACCCUGACCCUGCAGUUCAUCGGUUUAUGUCUGAAAGCAGGAUGGGGGGGUGGGGGGUGAGGGGGUGAGGGGGUGGGGGGCAUGGCUGGAUGUGAUGUGAUGUGAUGUGAUGCUGCAGGACUUUGUGGACAAUCACACGGUGUUUGAGGCAUCUGGAGGAUCUGAGGAUCCAGCACUGAAUGAUUUCUACUGUACCAGCCUGACAUUCCCUGAGUGAGCGGGGAGCAGACACUCCUGUGUGUGUGUGUGUGUGUGUGUGUGUGUGUGUGUGUGUGUGUGUGUGUGUGUGUGUGUGUGUGUGUGUGUGUGUGUGUGUGUGUGUGUGUGUGUGUGUGUGUGUGUGUGGUGUGUGUGGUGUGUUCAUGUGGGGUCGUCUCUGAACAAAGUUAAAAGGUUUUCCUAAUUAAAGCGGUGCGUUGUUUUUACACGUCA